AUGGCUGCCGAUGUACGACGAAGAGGAAAAAAUGAUAAGCUUCAUCGAUCUCUACUUCUGUAUCUGUAUCUACUGAUGAUGUUUCUAGAUCUUCAUUCGUUUGUGAAGUCUGUAACUCUUGUUCUAGCUGCUAUGGUACUGAUAUCAUUUGCUUGUCAUGUAGUUACUAAGAAGGCUGACCCCAAGGUGCUGGCUAACAAAGCUUCCAAGGAUGUCAAAGCUGGAGCAUCAACCAUUAAGAAGAAGGUUAAGAACAUCUGCACAUCAGUCAAAUUUCACAGGCCAAAGACAUUGCAGAAGGCAAGGAAUCCCAAGUACCCAUGUAUUCGUGCACUACCAAGGAACAAGCUUGACCAUUACCAGAUGCUGAAAUACCCACUCACCACCGAGUCCGAAAUGAAGAAGAUUGAAGACAACAACAAGAAGAAAACAAGGAUGCUUUCAAGAAGAUGUACAACAUCCAGACAGAUAAAGUGA
This is a messenger RNA of Papaver somniferum (opium poppy), 477 nucleotides long. RefSeq names its product 60S ribosomal protein L23A-like. The coding region runs from base 1 to 477 and encodes 158 amino acids. Gene Ontology annotation, biological process: ribosomal large subunit assembly; translation. The transcript has 3 exons. NCBI's taxonomy places the organism in Eukaryota, Viridiplantae, Streptophyta, Magnoliopsida, Ranunculales, Papaveraceae. Gene Ontology annotation, cellular component: ribosome; cytosolic large ribosomal subunit. Gene Ontology annotation, molecular function: structural constituent of ribosome. The record is from RefSeq and is a predicted model, not a curated record.